Messenger RNA from Felis catus (domestic cat), 796 nucleotides. RefSeq names its product H1.4 linker histone, cluster member (gene H1-4). Gene Ontology annotation, cellular component: nucleosome. Gene Ontology annotation, molecular function: DNA binding; structural constituent of chromatin. Bases 76 to 732 code for a protein of 218 amino acids. The record is from RefSeq and is a predicted model, not a curated record. Gene Ontology annotation, biological process: nucleosome assembly. The transcript has a single exon. NCBI's taxonomy places the organism in Eukaryota, Metazoa, Chordata, Mammalia, Carnivora, Felidae.
GCAGCGGCGCGGCCCGAGUCCCGGCCAGUGCCUCCGCUUCCGGCUCGAGUCGCUCUCCCCGCGCCCGCCUUCGACAUGUCCGAGACCGCGCCCGCCGCGCCCGCCGCUCCGGCCCCCGCCGAGAAGACGCCCGUGAAGAAGAAGGCCCGCAAGUCCGCAGGCGCCGCCAAGCGCAAGGCGUCCGGGCCGCCGGUGUCCGAGCUCAUCACCAAGGCCGUGGCCGCCUCCAAGGAGCGCAGCGGCGUGUCCCUGGCCGCGCUCAAGAAGGCGCUGGCGGCCGCCGGCUACGACGUGGAGAAGAACAACAGCCGCAUCAAGCUGGGCCUCAAGAGCCUGGUGAGCAAGGGCACCCUGGUGCAGACCAAGGGCACCGGCGCCUCGGGCUCGUUCAAGCUCAACAAGAAGGCGGCGUCCGGGGAGGCCAAGCCCAAAGCCAAGAAGGCGGGCGCGGCCAAGCCCAAGAAGGCUGCCGGGGCGGCCAAGAAACCCAAGAAGGCGACGGGGGCCAGCACCCCCAAGAAGAGCGCCAAGAAGACCCCAAAGAAGGCGAAGAAGCCCGCGGCGGCUGCAGGAGCCAAAAAGGCAAAGAGCCCGAAAAAAGCGAAAGCAGCCAAGGCCAAGAAGGCGCCUAAGAGCCCAGCGAAGGCCAAAGCCGUGAAACCCAAGGCGGCCAAGCCAAAGACCGCCAAGCCCAAGGCAGCCAAGCCAAAGAAGGCAGCUAAGAAGAAAUAAGUUUCUUUGGCCUACUGCUUAGAAGCUCAACACAACCCAAAGGCUCUUUUCAGAGCCACCCACA